AUGAAGAAAAGUGCUAUCAGAGAGUAAUCCAUUAUGUCAAUAAUAGAGAUUUAGUUAAUGAAGCAGCUUACUCCUUAAAAAAUAGCUUAAUACAAAUAAGAUGGAUAUGCAGUAUUCUAAGAAAUCUAUGAUGAAGAUAGCAUUAAUGAAGUAAAGAAUAGAAUGAGAGAAAUAGUUGAGACAAUUGAUGUGAAUAAAGAGAGAGACAUUGCAGUAUUUUCGGCUGAUGACGCUACUUAAUAAUAAAGAGACGAAUACUUCCUCAAUAGCGCCUGGCAGAAAGAUGCUUUAGAUAAUGAUGGUAACUUGAUAGUUCCCAAGCAAGAGGCAUUCAACAAAGUAGGUCACAACAUGCAUGAUCUUGACCCUGUAUUCGAAAAACUAUCUUAUUCAAAGGUGUCCAGAACACUAUUAUUCAAACUUAUGGAAUUCAAGCAGCCUUUAAUUAACUCAAGAAUAGGUGGAGAAGUAGAUGCCCACAAAGAUAACUCAUUUUUACUGACAACUCCUUUGACUUGCCAAGGUAUCUGGUUGGGAUUAGACAGUGCUUCAAAGGAUAAUGGCUGUCUUUGGGGUGUUCCAGGCUCCCAUAGAGAGAAACCUUUUAACUAUUUAAGAUAAGCUAUCAAUGAAAAGACAGGUGGAAAGACGACUCAUAUGGUUCCAAAGGUCCCUGAGAAAUAAUACUCGAUUGAGGGAGCAGUGCCCCUUGAAACAUCAGCAGGUGCUAUUGUAGUCUUGCAUGGAAACUUCUUACAUUUCUCUCAUAAAAACACUAGCAAUAUCCAAAGACACGCCUACACUCUUCACAUUGUUGAAGGGUCCCCAGAGAUCAAAUAUGAUGAGGACAAUUGGAUCCAAAGGCCAGCUGAUAUGCCCUUUAAAAGAGUCGAGAAUGAUUUAUGA
Stylonychia lemnae is the source of this 906-nucleotide messenger RNA. Lineage: Eukaryota; Ciliophora; Spirotrichea; Sporadotrichida; Oxytrichidae. The record is from the annotation of a GenBank genome assembly.